This is a messenger RNA of Sporisorium graminicola, 921 nucleotides long. RefSeq lists its product as uncharacterized. The transcript has 4 exons. Gene Ontology annotation, cellular component: cytoplasm; mitochondrion. NCBI's taxonomy places the organism in Eukaryota, Fungi, Basidiomycota, Ustilaginomycetes, Ustilaginales, Ustilaginaceae. The coding region runs from base 1 to 921 and encodes 306 amino acids. The record is from RefSeq and is a predicted model, not a curated record.
AUGUCGCAGCCCAACUGGGAGAUCACCGACUCGGUGAAGCGAAACGCAAUCUUGGCGAGCACCAUGGAAGCCAUGAACCGUAUCGCACCGCUUCGACUCGCUGAGACGUCAUUUGACAACGUUGGUCUUCUGUUGCAAGCACCGCCAUCGACCGUCCCCGGAUCUAACGAGAAGCAAGCCAUCAUGCUUGCCAUCGAUCUGACCACCGAUGUAUGCGACGAGAUCCUCUCUUCGCCUGACAAUGUGAAGGUCGCACUUGUCUACCAUCCCAUCAUCUUCCGCGGUCUCAAGUCGUUCACCUUGGCCGAUCCUCAGCAAACGAGCUUGCUCCGACUCGCCGCAGCUGGGGUGAGCGUCUAUUGCCCGCAUACCAGUCUGGACGCGACCCCUGGGGGUAUCAACGACUGGCUUGGCAAAGUCGUCUCUACGAAAGAGGCCUUUGCUGAGCUCGAGUCGUCUGAAGCGCUCGAAAGCUUCCGCUCCAAUGCUUUCCCUGCGCUCAGCUCGUCCAAGAAUGUUCCUGCAGGGUACGAGGCGGCGGGACUGGGCAGGCUCAUCGAGCUGGAUGCACCCCAAACAUUCGAGGAGGUCGUCAGGAGGGUCAAGCAGAAUCUUGAUCUUCCCCACGUUCAAGGCUGUAAAGCGUCCGACAAGCCAAUCUCGAGCAUUGCCAUUUGUGCCGGUUCCGGUUCGAGCGUCUUUGCUGGCAUCAAAGCGGAUCUUUACCUCACUGGCGAGCUCUCACAUCACGAGAUCUUGGCGUACAAGGCUGCAGGCGCAUCCGUUAUCGUCACCAACCACACCAACACCGAAAGAAAAUACCUGCGAGACGUUCUGCAGCACUGGCUUCGAAAAGAGCUUCCAUCUCAGUACUCAAUUUCUGUCUCGAAGGCCGAUCGAGACCCACUGGCUGUCCUCUAG